Nematostella vectensis (starlet sea anemone) is the source of this 4338-nucleotide messenger RNA. Its product is annotated as kinesin-like protein KIF2A. The transcript has 13 exons. Gene Ontology annotation, molecular function: microtubule binding; microtubule motor activity; ATP binding. Gene Ontology annotation, biological process: microtubule-based movement. The record is from RefSeq and is a predicted model, not a curated record. NCBI's taxonomy places the organism in Eukaryota, Metazoa, Cnidaria, Anthozoa, Actiniaria, Edwardsiidae. The coding region runs from base 424 to 3366 and encodes 980 amino acids.
ACUACAAAACUAUACAUUUUCAAGAUGGCGUCGAUUUGUUGUUGAACGAACGAAAAAUAACUCUCUUUUCACGACUAAAGCAUACAGGAAAGCUAAAAGAACUAAACUGUUGGGAUCUUCGUAAAAUAAUUAUCCAUAUUGUAGACCUUUGACUUUGAUAGAAACGCCAGACAGUGCUCUCAGAAGAUGUUUAAAAAAUCGCAAGUUGUCAUGGAAAAAGAUGAAAACAACGGAUAAAGCUACUAACGAUUCGUAAAGUGUAAAAAAAGGACCGUUGCUUGGCGGAAUCAAAACACGACUAAUGUGCUGCGCGAAAUGGGUGAAAAUUUGCAUGUUGUCACACCCGAAUUAAAUAUCUUUUACCUCAAAUCUAACUCUUAUUUUGAGCGGGAAAAACAAAACUGACUCACGUUUUGUCGAAACAUGGCGAGUGACACGAUUCUUUAUACAAUCCUCCAGCAAUCAUCUUUAGAUAAAUACUACGAGAACUUUACCUCCCAAGGAAUUGAGAAUCCUGAAAGCUUGGUGGCACUGACCAUGCAAGACUAUCCGGCCUUUGGGAUAACCAGCAUGCAUGACAGAGAGAUGAUGUUUGCACUUAUACAACGAAUCAAGGAGAACAAGGCGACAACAAGGUCAUCUAGGACUCUGGAUCCAUUGCUAUCAGUAGGAUCCGAGGUUGCUGCAAAGAAACCAAGAGUUAGUACAAAUGAUAGCCCAGCUCUUGAAAAAGCAAAAAGCAAAACAUUUGUCAGAGAAAGCCAAAGCAAGCAGGAAAAAAGAAUCACACUCACUCCAAUCAAAAGCCAAGCUCCUGUUGGCUACAACUAUGGGGUUCCUUCAUCCAAACCCAAAUCCAAAGGGGCAGCAAAGCAGAUGUUUCAGGCCCCAAGUCAUGCAAGCCAUGAGUCUAGGAUCCGAGUGUGUGUGCGGAAGAGACCACUGAGCAGAGAUGAGAAGGAGAGUGGUGAGGAAGAUGUUGCUGCAGUGAAUGCUAGAGACUCCAUCGUAAUAAGUUCGCCCAAGGUAGCGGUUGACCUCAAGAAGUAUACUCAACAGUACCCAUUUAUGUUUGAUGAAGUGUUUGAUGAGCGGUACACAAACCGGGAGGUGUACGAGAGGACAGCUAAACCAAUGGUCAAUGCUAUCUUUUCAAGAGGUGUGAAGGCCACGUGCUUCGCGUAUGGGUGCACUGGUAGUGGUAAGACCCACACCAUGCUAGGCACAGAGGAUAUACCCGGACUGUACCUCCUAGCAGCAAGCGACAUCUUCACCGUGCUGCACUCAUCUCAUCAUGGCCACGGAAUUAGCAUGUGGAUAAGCUUCUAUGAAAUCUACUGUGGGCAACUGUUUGACCUUCUUAACGGAAGGGAAAAGUUGUUUGCACGUGAAAAUGCCACGCAUCAAGUGUGCAUCGCUGGUCUGACGCACAAACGAGUUGAGAACGUCGAACAACUUAUGGAGGUGAUCGAGUCUGGUGGGAACGCUCGCAGUACAGGCGCUACAGGCGUCAACGCCGACUCGUCCCGGUCCCACGCAAUCCUGCAGCUAGAACUCAAAGCCGACUCGUCAGGAGAGGGCAUAGGUCGAUUUUCCUUCAUCGAUCUCGCGGGAAGCGAGCGCGCGGUGGAUGUGACAGAUACGGAUAAGCAGACACGCAUGGAGGGCGCGGAGAUCAACCAGAGCCUUUUAGCGCUAAAGGAAUGCAUCAGAUCUCUGGACCAGGAGUCACGUCAUACGCCGUUCAGACAGAGCAAGCUCACCCAGGUGUUGAAGGACUCGUUUGUAGGCAAUACCAUGACUUGCAUGAUCGCUAACAUCUCGCCAAGCCUGUCAUCGUGCGAGAACACGCUGAACACCCUGCGAUACGCCGACAGGUAUUACUUAGGGCGUGUGUACAGGGUGAAGGAGCUGAAGAAAGAAGGAACACUCGCGACGCCUGCGAGACCCGUGACCGUGCACGGGACAGAUAGCAAGUCUUGGCCUGACUCAACUCAAGCUUCGGACACAGCAUCAUAUGGGAGCGACCUGGGAAAGGUGACCAGUCAGAACGCACGUCUUCAGAUGUCCAAGUCUCAAAACACGGCUCAUCUGCAAAAGGCGCUUAAACGCCUUAAGAUGGACGAGGCAGAGCUAACAGGGGGUAACGCCAGACCCCAUACUAUGGCCACACCCUCCCGAACAAGUGCUUCAGUUAGUUCGGGAAGUACAAAGACAGUCAGAUCAACUCGAGCCCCGGAGACUUCGAGUGAGGGUACCCAAGGUGUACCCAGAUUAGCAACCAAGCGAAUAACAAAUGUCCUUAAGGUGAAUGAGGAGGUACCAAGUGACGAGGAGGUACCAAGGGGUGUGUCUAGGGGUAGGGUCAACCCGAGCACAGCAGAAAGGAGAACCAAGUCGAGAUUCACAAACAGAGCAGGCAAAGCCGAGAACAUGGAACAUGUAAAUAUGGAACAGGUGUCAGAUGCUUCGCAAAACAAAACCCAAGAUAAACGUGACGUUAAGGGGCUUAAAGAACCCAACCAGGAAGUAUUAGAAGAUUCCACAGAAGUGUCCGGAAAUUCGGACGCUUCCCAAAGACGGUUUUAUGGUUACGAGGGGAAUGGCAAGGGUAGAAAGAAGGCUGGUGAAGUGAAGACUUCGCGUUUUGCUCAGCGAAGCCGUGACUAUCGCUCAGUUGGCAAUGUGAAUGCUCAAAGUAGCUUGUCUUCUCGUGGAUUUUCUAUUGGAGAUGAGGAAGUGUCCGGAAAGCCGGGAGGCGCUAAAAAGACUGAGAAACCUACAGGCGGAAGGGCUGUAAUAGGAGACAGUUGCACUUCCGGUAAUGAGGGUCGCGUUGUAGAUGAAGAAAAGCCGCCUCGUAAGCAGGCGCCUAUCGUCACGAGUAUUUCCUGUACUAAGUCCAUGGUAGUAGAGUCUAGAGGCGAACAACGCGGGUCUCAUCAGGAGAUGGGAGGAGAAGAGGGAGGGGAUCAAGAAGUCUCACCUAACAUGAAUAAUCGGUACAGCAAGCGGAUCAAAGCUCGUCUGGCGAGGCUGUUUAACGGGAAGACAGGUGAAGAGAGUCAUACCAUCACUGUGGACGAGUCUCCUGUUCGACCUACAAGACAUCUAGAGCCUAUUCCUGCCAGCAAGACAUCACCAUGUGCCAUCACUGAUGAGCAAGUAGUUGCUGCACACCACACCCACCUAGCAAUGGUGACAGGGCUAUGCCAUGAGGAGAUGGUGCUACUCAAACACAUAGACAAAGGGGAACAGGACUUUGUGGAGUACGUAGCCCAGUUGGAGGACAUCUUGAUACAAAAGCAAGCAUGUAUAGAUAAUUUACAAGAAAAACUGCUACGGUGGAAAUCAAGAUGCACCUGACAGUACAUGAGAGUGUAAGCCACGUCUCGAGACAGCUUGGCAAGAUGAACAGACAGUUUUCGCGAUGCUCCGCGCGCGUCCAAAAUGCCACAGACUGGCGGGCCACAGCUGAUCCGAAAUGAUGCGGACAAGGGGAAUUUGACUCUAGCGCCAAAACUCUGCAAAAGAAGCACUCUAGCAAAGCUUCUAUAGCUUCGUCUGUAAACUCCACUUUGUACGACAUUGUAGAUCAGCUGUUGCCCCCUGUCUGUGGCAUUUUGGAUUCGCGCGCAACAUCGUGAAAACGGUCUAUUAUUUAUCAGGACUGUGCAGUGAUACAGCUAUACUCUACAAGCUGCGUGGCACUACAGGAAUCAUGUGAUGAGUGCCCUCCUCUGAGUAAUGUGUUGUGAGUCUAUAUAGGUUAUGCCGAUCAUCUUGCCCUUUGAAGCUGAAGGAAAAUAGUAAAUCAACCGUCACAUUGUUAUGAUGUAGGCAGUACGGGACUUGCGCUAAGAGAUCACGUGAUUGUUUGGGUGGCAAACUCGCGUGCACUAAGGCAUUUAGCGACAAAAUAACAGCAACAGAAAGCAAUUUAUUUAGUGUUUACGAAUAAAGCCACAAUGUAUUAUUUUCAGAAAGGGUUUAUUUUCAUAAAAAAAAACAUUCCUUUUUUUCGUUGUUCUUCGCAGUCGGUGUUUAUUUUGGCUUGAAUUUAUCGCGUGAUCUCCUUACGCAUGUCCCCUAUUUGACGGCAUGCCAUCGGGCGGGGGGGAGGGGAGUGCAAAACUAAUAUAUUUCAUAAAAUACAAGCUUGUUUAGAUGGUUUUUUGAAAGCCUGGAAGCUAUGAGCAUCUAGAGAAUUUAUUUUAAAGAAUGUUGCUGUGGGUAUUCUAGAAUAACUGAUUAGCUCUUUUUUUAGUUUGUAUCAACAAAGGAUCUCUUAAGUUAUAACUUAUUUAUUAUAUAGGAGACAUUAUUGUCUCUAGUAUG